AUGAUUUCUAAUUCUGAUAUUGAAACAAUAAAUAAAUUUAUUCUUGAAGCCAAUGGAACUAUGGAAAACAUAUAGAAAGCUUUUGUGAGAAAAUUUUAAUAAGAAUAUGGACCUUAUAUAUAUUUUUAUCAAGGCCUUUGAGAUAAUGUAUGUGAAAUAGAUGAUUAAAUUUUUUAGAUAUUCACAAAAGGUUAAAGACUCUUAAUUAUUUAUUUGUUAAAUAAUUCUGAAUUGAGAUAAUGUUUAACAGAUAUAUCAAGUUAUAGUUAGAAUUAAUUUGAAAAAAAAUUCAUAUAAGAUCCAUAACUUGUAAAGCAUUAUUUUAAGACUUAUAAGAUAGUAUGCUGGCCUUACAAUAAAGACCCUUUUAGAAGAAUAAGAUAAAUUUAUUACAAGUGAUAAACAAAUAAAUAAAGAAUAAUAAGUGCCUUAAAAUUCAUCAAAUAAAAUGAGAAAUUUAAUAUCUAUAAAUAAUAAUCCACCUCAGUAUAUAUUUUAAUAAUAAUUUAGUAAGUUGUAGCAGGAUUAAACUUUGGAGAAGUGUUAAAAUGGAUUCGAUAUUGAUUAUUUAAGAUUAAUUCCAAAUAUUGUUUAGAAUCGAUAUGAUUGGAUAGAUUUUUAUUAAUUUAAUAAUAUAUAAUGGGAUUAUUCAUUAUAAAUAAAUUAUGAUAAAUUAAGUUAGAUAAAGGAAAUUAUGUAAAAAGCUUAAAUAGAAUAAUUAUCAGAAGAUGAAUUGAAAGUAUUAAAUGUUAAUAAUUAAAUUAGUAAUUUCAAGAUUAUUUGAAGAAAGAAAAUAAUAAUUUAUUGAUAAAUAAUGGAUUGUUAAAUUUUAAUUUAAGUGAUUUGAUAGAAAAGAACUUAAAUUUAGCCUUUUUUUUGUUUUGUAAAUAUUUUCCAAAUGUAGAAUUUUUAGAGUAAUAAUAAUAUAAUAGAAAUAGUUUGAUGGAUGGAUUAGUGACAAUUGAUAUAACACCAAAUUCAUUAGAAAUAAUGUGUAUGAUAAUAUAAUAAUAUCAUAAACCAUAAGAAUACUUGAAUUAUUAUGUGAAUUAUUGUAUAUAAUUCUGUUCAAAUAUUAAAGUAAUUAAAAAUUAUAAGAAAUAGGAUAAAGGAUCGUAAAUAAAAAUGAUAAAAUAUUUGACAAUAUUUUUGAAACAUCUAAUAAAUAAAAAAAUGUUAAAGACUUAAGAAUUAUAGACAGAGGUAUGAUGAAAUAAUGAUGAAUUUAGUUGCAAGCAUUUUCAAUAGAAUUUUCAAAUAUAGGAGAAACAUCUAGUCUAUUCAAAUUGAUAAAGAAUGAUUAAUAAUAAUGA
This is a messenger RNA of Paramecium sonneborni, 1313 nucleotides long. Lineage: Eukaryota; Ciliophora; Oligohymenophorea; Peniculida; Parameciidae. The record is from the annotation of a GenBank genome assembly.